UGAACACUGAAGACAGGAUCUUAGUUAGUACCAAACAGGCGCCAUGUUCCUUUGGACCAGCCAUUGCAGUUCGAGAGGGAAGCAGCUGGAAGAAAGUAAAGCCAGAAUGCAGCAGCAAGCAAUAACCGAUGCCCAAUUGCCCAUGUCUGCUUCUGAAUCUUACCCACAACUUUACGGAGCCAAACCCUAAUUCAUUUAAUGCAAUCAAACGCCUUUACGUCCUAGAUUGCAGAGCUGCCCUAAAAAGCCUUUCCUUCCCCCCCGUUCCAUAUGCACAGUGCUGUACGUAGUAGCACCAGUUGCUCUUUUGGUUCCCUCUGCCCUGCCAAUGCCACUGAUCGCUGAUCGCUUUUGACUUCCAUAUAUGUGUGCAUCUAUGCGCUUCUCGAGGGCUCUCUCUGUCUCUGGUCAUAUCUAGAGAUAGAUAGAUCAGAGGUGGAUUGUGAAUUGGGUUUUCAACUUCAAUGAUGUCGACGCAGAGAAGAGAGCCGGAGAUGGAGGCGCGUGGGAGGAGACCCAGGGCGGAGACGAGCCCGGAGUCGACGGCCAAAGUGGCGGUGAAGCCAAGGCUGCAGCUGAACAAAGCCAUCUUCAGAAAGGUUCAAGUUGUGUAUUAUCUAUCAAGAAAUGGGCUUCUGGAGCACCCUCAUUUCAUGGAAGUCACCCACCUCGCCCAUCAACACCUUCGUCUUAAAGAUGUGAUGGACAGGCUGACGGCUCUCAGAGGGAAAGGCAUGCCUUCUCUCUAUUCCUGGUCUUGCAAGAGGAGCUAUAAGAAUGGGUAUGUGUGGAAUGACUUGUCCGAGAAUGAUAUUAUCUAUCCAUCAGAAGGAGCUGAAUAUGUGCUCAAAGGCUCUGAACUCAUAGAAGGCUGUUCUGAAAAAUUUCAGAAGCUUCAACUUGGGGGAGAAGUGUUAGUAGUCCCCGGCACCAGCUUCCGCCAUAAACGCAGACCAGAAGCGGCUAAACGACGAUCAGAAUCUGAACCGGAGGAAGAGGAUGAUGGUGAAGAAGAAGAAGAAGAAGAGGUUGAAGAUAAGACGAGCUAUACGACGAGCUCGAUGAACUCUCGGUGUUCGAGAGGCGUUUCCACCGAAGACAACGAGUUGGAGCAGGAAGAAACGGCCCACAAAAACCACCCGUCUCCGCCGUCGACGACCUCCUCGACCGUCUCCGACAAGGCCAACGAGAGCAACAACGCAUCAAAGAGGUUUGAGGACGGGGACCCAGUUGCCGCCGAGUCACUCACGGGACGCAACUCGGUGCUGCUUCAACUCUUUUCUUGCGGCGGCUCGACCUCGUUCAGAGGGAAGAGUGUGCCAGUGCCGCUCGUGAACCCGCCGCCGCCGCCGUGCGGGGCGGCGAGAAAGAGUACUGGGGCUAGUCUCCAGAAGGUGGUGGUGAGUAAGACGGCGGCGGCGGCGGCGGGGGUGGAGGCGGACAUGAUCAGGUGCAUGUCGGAGAACCCCAGGUUUGGGAAUUUGCAGGCGGAAGAGAAAGAGUACUUCAGCGGGAGCAUUGUGGAAGCCAUGGCUGAGGAGCGAGCUCAGCUUCAGCCUUUAGGCUUGAAGAGAUCAUCUUCUUACAAUGAAGAACGGGGCAGGAGCCAAGAGGACGGAGAAGGCGGCAUGAAAGAGGAGAUUGCCGAGAGGAAGAGGGAGACGAGUGGGAAGAUGACCGGAAAAUGCAUCCCAAGAAAGGCGGCCACCUCAAAACACAGCAAGAAAUGACCAGACCAGACAGUAUGAUUGUCGGCUGACCUGAGCUCAAUCACCAACAGUUGAUGUUCCAAAACGUUAUUUUGAUAUUGGUUUAUGAUAUUUUUAAUGAUACCUAUGAAUUAACAAAAUUUGAUUAAUGUUUA
Molecule: messenger RNA, 1864 nt
Organism: Diospyros lotus (date-plum)
Lineage: Eukaryota; Viridiplantae; Streptophyta; Magnoliopsida; Ericales; Ebenaceae
Product: protein SOSEKI 2
Exons: 5
Coding region: 465-1730 (421 amino acids)
Source: RefSeq, a predicted model, not a curated record